Messenger RNA from Cuscuta europaea, 2161 nucleotides. The record is from the annotation of a GenBank genome assembly. Lineage: Eukaryota; Viridiplantae; Streptophyta; Magnoliopsida; Solanales; Convolvulaceae.
GACGGAACUGAAAUUGACAGACUGUGCGCUUCCGAUUAGUUUUGACAACCUGGAAGAAGAAAGAUAUCAUCAAACUCGGUAUAAUUUACGACGAGCCAGUAAGAGUCUUUUGCAGCCGUUUCCCCAAUUCGAUCUUGAUUUCUCCUCCUCCUAGGGUUUUUUUUUGUUUUAAAAAAAUUGUCUGUAGUUAAUGCGUUGUAAAGAUAAGGAAUUUUAAAAUAUUUACUCAAUGUCAACGUCGACAGUGUCCAUCACCGCCAAUCCAUCCUCCGUAACUACCCGCCGCCGAGCCGCCGCCGAGAAAAAACAGCCCACGGCUUUGGAUGUGUCCGACUCAAAUUUGGCGGCUGCGGUUGCCGCAGCCGCGGUUGCAUCUCCAUCCACCGCUAACGAUAAACACAAUGCUGGCGACGAUGGUGUUAAAGAUCUAAAUCAGCAUUCCAUCCGAACAGAAACUAGAGAAGCCAUUCAAGUCGUUAGAAAGCCCUUGCCUAACUCAAAUGGCACGGUACCUUCGUCUCGCCGUGCAGGGACAACGAAGAAAUUAUCCAAGCCCGAGAAACCGCGCUGGCAGACGGUGGGUAGUAUCUUGGCUAAGAAUUUAUGUCUGUUGUUGAUCCUGGUGGGGUUUGUUCAGAUUAUACGGAGAAGUUUUAUCAAUUCCGGGGGUGGAGAUGGUAACAGCCUCACAGUGAUCUCAGAUGAUUUUGAGGGGAAAUUUGUGGAACUGGAGAACUUUCUGAAGAAAACAACUAAGAUGAUGCAAGUCCAAGUGGAGGUUAUGGACAAGAAGAUAGAUGGUGAAAUUAAAACCUUGAGAAGUGAUUUUAGUGAGAAGAUUGAGGAAAUGGGUGCAGAAUUGGAGGCAAAAGUUAAGAAUUUGGAUGUAAGGAGUGAUAAUUUGAAGAAGUUGAUUACUGAAAUGGAAUCCAAGAAUUGGGUGUCUAAGCAAGACUUUGAUAAAUUUCUGGAUGAGUUCAAGGAGAAGAAUGGUGUUGAAGCUAGUGAAUUGAGUUUGGAUGAGGUAAGAGCUUAUGCUAGGGAGAUUGUGGAGAGGGAGAUUGAGAAGCAUGCAGCAGAUGGGCUAGGGAGAGUGGACUAUGCAUUGGCUUCUGGUGGGGCUAUGGUGAUGAAACACUCAGAGCCCUUUUACCCCAUGGGUGGCAGAUUUUGGAUUUCAUGGACUGAUCGGAACAGAGUUCAUACCGAUGCCCAUAAGAUGCUGAUGCCAAGCUAUGGAGAACCUGGGCAAUGUUUCUCACUUAAAGGAAACAGUGGAUUUGUCCAGAUCAGGCUAAGAACAGCCAUUACUGCAGAUGCUGUUACACUGGAACAUGUUGCUAAGAGCGUUGCGUAUGACCGGUCCAGUGCUCCAAAGGACUGCAGAGUCUCAGGAUGGCUCCAACGGCAAUAUUUGACUGAUGUAGCUGUUGAAGCUGAGAAGGUGUUUCUUUUGGCAGAAUUUAGGUACGAUCUUGAGAAGAGCAGUGCUCAAACAUUCAAUGUACUGGAAUCUGCAGCAUCUGCUGUUGUCGACACAAUCAGGUUCGAUUUUGGAUCAAACCAUGGGCAUCCCUUGCAUACAUCCAUCUACAGGCUGAGGGUACAUGGCAGUGAGCCCAACUCUAUGUCAAUGAUGCCAGUAGUGUCAUCACACCAGCAGCAGUAAUUCAUCUGUGGUUUACAUCGUUUUUUGUUCUUUCUUUCUUCCUAUGGGUGUAUUUGUGUUUGUAUUCUUCCUCGUACUGGUUGAUAUUCGAAGAAGUUCCCAAUAUUAUCCCUCACUGUCUUCGUUAGGAGUAGUAUUAUGUUCUACUUAGUAGGAGGGUAGUUGUGUAAAUUUGUUUCCUUUCUCUGCUUGACCUGAUUUGUAAGGUUGAGAGAAACUCAGCGGACGUUAUAGUUGUAGCUAGCAAUGCUCUUUUCAAAGUUUGAGUAACCUCUUAAAAAGUGAGUUUGUGUCAUUCUAUAGUACCCUACAAAAUGGUCGGGAUUAACAUGAAUAAAAAAGUAUUUGCUUCUACAUUUGAUACUUGAUAGUGAUGGAAAGGAAAAGUUAUUUUUUCUAAAGUGUACUAGAUUAAAAUGUUGUCAAAAAGGGUAAAAAUAAGACUGUUUAGUGAAUAUUUUUUGUGUGAAGUAAUGUGAAAAGCAAUUUAAG